AUGGACAUGAGCUUCUGGGCUGCUGUGAUGCUGCUGUUAUCAGGACCGCUGAGUGGAGCCGUAGGAGACAGAGUGAAGUUCACCACCAGCCUCAGCCCCCCACAGAGCCCAUUUCUGUCUGUCAGCUGGAGCUUUAAAGGUGUGAACAUCAUCACUUCCACCAGCACCGACAUCACAGAGCCAGGACACAGCAACAGGAUCUCAUUAGAUCGAGCCACAGGCGCGCUGGAGCUCAGGAACCUGGUGCUGGAGGACAGUGGGGAGUACACACUCACCAUCAUACCAGACGGGGGGCUGCAGAGAAUGGGGAGGAUCACUCUCAAUGUGUAUGUGCUGAUAACUGGAGCCAGCAUUCGCAGCCCUGCAGCCGUCCUGAUAGAAAAUCAAACCUCCACCAGCCUCACCUGCGAGGCCUCCGGCUCCGUCAUCACCAGAGAGUGGAUAAAAGAUGGCCGUCCUCUUGAUUUCGGGCAGAGCGUCAGCUUAUCGACGGACAACAGGACCGUGUUCAUACAACCCGUUCUCAGCUCCAACCACGGCAACUACCAGUGCAGAGUCAGCAACCCAGUCAGCAGCCAGACUGCGGCUCUCCAUCUCACUGUCAACUACGGGCCGUAUAACAUAUCAGUUAUUGGGCCGUCAGCAGCUCUGCCUGGCCGCAGAGUGACACUGCAGUGCACAGCAGUUUCUGUUCCUCCAGCCAACUUCAGCUGGACAUUUAAUGGAAAUGAAACGCAAGUCAACACCUCCAUGUUUGUUAUAGAGAAGUUAGAGGCUAAAGACAUUGGGAAUUACACCUGCACUGCCAGAAACAUGGUGACCAGGAAGGAAAACUCUGCCGUUCUGGAUCUGAGAGGUAAGAUGGUCACUGUAUGUCGUUUCUGCUUCUUUUUGACUGAAACCUCUCUAUCAUACACAGCAUCCUCUUCUGCUCCCUGUUGGUCAUUCUCAGCUUUGGUCAUUAGUGUAAUUAAUCUGAAGAGGUUAAUGUAAGACAGCAGGUGAGUCACUCUAUUAUACUUAUAAUUAUACCAUGCAUUUAUUAACGGUACAUUCUUCCUGUUCAAUCCUCAGAUAAAUGCAGCUAAUGAAGAAAACCUCAAACAAAAAGUACAGAACAACUUUCAAGAAGUGUUGGACUUUGCUGAAAGCUCAGAAAAACCUGAUUUGAAAUGGAAAGUCUUUCACUUCUAAGAUCUUGUUUUGAAAUUUAAAUAGAUAUAUAUGUUUGUUUGUUGUUGUUUUUUUUUACUUUUGUAUAUCUGUUGUUUGUUUUUUUAUUUUAUAUUUAAAAAAACAGUAACACAGAAAUUCUUUGGAAAUAUAUACUUGCUGAAGAAAUUAGCACUUUUAGUUUCUGCUAAAAACAUAUUGAUGCACCAAUUAUUAAUAACUAACAGUCUAACUCUGUCGAAUGUUUUAAAUCAUUAAAUUAAAUCUACUCCACUCUCACUCUUUUGAUUUUCUGAGUGUAAAUAUUCUAAUGAUCUUUACUGAUUAUUUUCUGAGUGAAUAAUACACACACCCAAAGAUGCAUGAACGGAAAAAAAAUGCAAAGAAAGUUUAAAUAUUUCUUUAUAUAUGCGAGUAUUAACACAGGACCUGACAUUUUUAGGUUUGUCACUAAUCAUCUCUUGUUUUAUGUAAAAAUCUGUCAUAAGAUGAACAGGACAAUAUUUACUGAGGUCUUUCUGUUAAUAGAACAACUUUGGAUAUAGAGCUGCAACUUUGUUAUUAGCUGUAAUUUCUGAUAUUUUUUCACCUUCAUCUUUACAUGCUGGGAUCAAGUUAAAUGAAACCAGCAUGGAUCACUGACCUCAUUGCCUACUUGGACACCUGGGAGCUCCUGAAGGUGGGACUCUGAUGGGAGGAAAUGUUUAUAUGUCACCUAUUGGAGUAAUUUCUCUAAAAAAGAUCAAUAUGAUGAGACUUGGGGUUUGAAUGAAACCACUUUACUUCCCUAUAUUCUUCAGCCUGCUGGCGUCCUAUUUUUAACUUCCUCACUCAAACUGCUGAUUGAGAGGAGCUGAACUUCCUGACACUCGGUACAUACUGAGAUAAAAUAUGUUUAAUGUUCUAAGCUCUGCUUCCUCUUUUCCUUCACCCUGUGUCUCAUUUUAGAACUGUGUUUUUGUUGGCUACAAAGAAACAUAAUACAGGGCAACGUGUUCCUACCACUUCAACCUUUUUCCAAUUUUAUG
Messenger RNA from Gambusia affinis (western mosquitofish), 2201 nucleotides. Its product is annotated as carcinoembryonic antigen-related cell adhesion molecule 2-like. NCBI's taxonomy places the organism in Eukaryota, Metazoa, Chordata, Actinopteri, Cyprinodontiformes, Poeciliidae. The record is from RefSeq and is a predicted model, not a curated record. The transcript is spliced from 4 exons. The coding region runs from base 1 to 993 and encodes 330 amino acids.